GCGCCGAGGCCACGGGCCGGGGCCGCGCCGGGGGGCCGCGGGGCGGGAGAUGAGCCUGUCCCCCGCGGCUCAGGCGGCAGCAUGCACCCCGAGGCCACCGACAGCAGCGGCGCCGGCCCCAGCCCCGCGGCGGCCGCGGGCGCUCCGGGCGAGCGGCGGCCGGAGCCCGGGGAGGACGCGGCGGCGGCCCCGAGGGGCCCGGGCGGCGGGAGCUGGCGGGUGCCGGUGGCGGUGGCCGUGCUCGCCGCCGCGUCCCUCUCCUACCUGGGGCCCGGGGCGGCCGGAGGCGCGGGGCCGGGCGCCGUCCUGCUCCGGCUCAGCCUGUACCUGCUGGGCGCCGCGGCCGCCUUCCUGCUGGGCACCCUGUUCUCCCUCGUCUGCCGGAGCCGGCGAGCCCCGCCGCCCGACUUCGCCGCCGCCUGGAGACGGCUGGCCGCCCGCCGCCGGCCGAGGAGUCCUGUGUAUGGAAAUUCACAUGAGUCAGUUCAGUCUAGAAGGGUAGUAAUUUCUCAUAAUAUGGAUAAAGCUCUGAAAGAAGUGUUUGACUACAGUUACAGAGACUACGUGCUGUCCUGGUAUGGGAACCUCAGCAAAGAUGAGGGGCAGCUUUACAACCUGCUCCUGGAAGACUUUUGGGAAAUUGCCAGACAGCUGCACCACAGACUGAGCCACGUGGACGUGGUGAAGGUUGUCUGCAACGACGUGGUGAGAACCUUGCUCACUCACUUCUGCGACCUGAAAGCUGCGAAUGCCAGACAAGAAGAACAACCGAGGCCUUUUGUGUUGCAUGCAUGCUUAAGGAACUCGGCUGAAGAAGUAAGAUUCCUGCAGACGUGUUCUCGGGUUCUGGUGUUUUGUCUCCUCCCCUCAAAGGAUGUCCAGUCACUCAGCUUACGUAUAAUGCUCGCAGAAAUUCUCACAACAAAAGUCUUGAAGCCAGUGGUGGCAUUCCUUAGCAAUCCCGAUUACAUCAACCAGAUGCUGCUUGCCCAGCUGGAGCGCAGAGAACACGUGAACGAACAUCACAAGAGAGCCUACACCUAUGCUCCUUCUUAUGAAGAGUUCAUCAAGCUCAUUAACAGCAACUCUGAUGUUGAGUUCUUGAAGCAGCUAAGGUAUCAAAUUGUAGUGGAAAUAAUCCAGGCCACGACCAUUAGCAGCUUUCCGCAGCUGAAGAGGCAGAAGGGUAAAGAAACUGCUGCGAUGAAAGCUGACCUCCUGAGGGCCAGGAACAUGAAAAGGUACAUCAACCAGCUGACGGUGGCGAAGAAGCAGUGCGAGAAGAGAAUCAGGAUGCUGGGCGGCCCCGACUACGACCAGCAGGAGGACGGGGCCCCCGAUGAGGGGGAAGGGCCUCAGAGCCAGAAGAUUCUUCAAUUUGAAGAUAUCUUGGCCAAUACUUUCUACCGAGAGCACUUCCGAAUGUACAUGGAAAGAAUGGACAAGAGAGCUCUGAUUGGCUUUUGGGAGUCUGUGGAAUAUUUAAAGAAUGCUAAUAAGAAUGAAAUCCCACAGUUAGUUGGUGAAAUUUACCAGAAUUUCUUUGUGGAGAGCAAAGAAAUAUCUGUGGAAAAAUCCCUUUACAAAGAGAUCCAGCAGUGUCUUGUAGGAAAUAAAGGUAUUGAAGUGUUCUUCAAAAUCCAGGGAGAGGUUUAUGAGGCCCUGAAGGACAGGUAUUACCCUUCGUUUAUUGUCAGUGACCUGUAUGAGAAAAUGACCACAAGAGAGGAAGAAACACAUGCCUCACAGUUGACUUCUAACAAGGAUGAAGCGAGCCUGGGAGAUGAGGCUGCUGAGGAAGCUGUGGAUGAAGGCACCAGUCAGACUAAUGAACAAGCCAGUUUUGCUGUAAACAAACUACGAGAACUAAACGAGAAACUUGAAUAUAAAAGGCAAGCUCUAAAUUCUAUUCAAAAUGCACCAAAACCUGACAAGAAGAUUGUUUCCAAGUUGAAGGAGGAAAUAAUUCUAACAGAGAAAGAACGCACAGACCUUCAGCUGCACCUGGCAAGGACAGAUUGGUGGUGUGAGAACCUCGGAAUGUGGAAAGCUUCCAUCACCAGUGGAGAGGUCACAGAAGAGAAUGGGGAGCAGAUGCCCUGUUACUUUGUCAUGGUAAGCUUACAGGACGUUGGAGGAGUUGAAACCAAGAACUGGACCGUCCCCAGAAGGCUCAGUGAGUUCCAGAAUUUACACCGGAAGCUUAGUGAGUGCUUCCCUUCUUUAAAAAAAGUCCAGCUGCCUUCUCUCAGCAAGCUGCCUUUCAAGUCUAUCGAUCAAAAGUUUAUGGAAAAGUCCAAGAAGCAGUUAAACAAGUUUCUACAGAAUCUGCUUUCAGAUGAAAGGCUGUACCAGAGCGAAGCACUUUAUGCCUUCUUGAGCCCUUCUCCUGACUACCUCAAGGCUAUUGACGUGCAGGGGAAAAAGUCCACGUUUUCAUUAUCCUCCUUUUUGGAAAGACUUCCCCGCGACUUCUUCUCCCAUCAGGAGGAGGAGGCAGAGGAGGACAGUGACCUGUCAGACUAUGGUGACGACGUGGAUGGGAGGAAGGACUCCCUGGCCGAACCGUGCUUCAUGUUGAUUGGGGAGAUUUUUGAACUUCGAGGAAUGUUUAAAUGGGUGAGAAGAACAUUAAUUGCUCUCGUUCAGGUCACUUUUGGAAGAACCAUCAACAAACAAAUUCGGGACACAGUGAACUGGAUUUUCAGCGAGCAGAUGCUGGUUUACUACAUCACCGUUUUCCGGGAUGCUUUUUGGCCAAAUGGGAAACUGGCACCACCGACCAAAAUCAGAAGCAAAGAGCAAAGCCAGGAAACGAAGCAGAGAGCCCAGCAGAAGCUGCUAGAAAACAUUCCAGAUAUGCUUCAGAACCUUGUUGGACAGCAAAAUGCCCGUCAUGGUAUAAUAAAAAUAUUCAAUGCGCUGCAAGAAACAAGAGCCAAUAAGCAUCUGUUAUAUGUGCUGAUGGAAUUGCUGCUGAUUGAACUGUGUCCUGAGCUGAGAGCUCAUGGGGACCCACUGAGAGCUGGCCAGGUUUGAGUCUGCACGAAUAAACCACCAAGAAAUGUCUGUGAUAAUAGACAUGAACCAUUUCCUCUUUUCCACAGAGGGCUUCACUGAGAACAAUACUGAUUUUUAUUUUAGUGACCUCCCUCCAGUUUCAUGUGAAAUAAGCAGGUUGAUGCUGUAGCAGGCAUCAGAAAAACCACUUCUGUUAAUUAUUGGGAUUAUUUUAAUAAGAAUAUAAAUACUUUAAAGUUUAAAUAUAAGUGUUAAUGUGGUAAGAACCUAGGAAAUAUUAUAAAUAUUUAUGAAAAGUUGUUUUAAAAUCAAGAACUGUGAAUACUGUACAGUUAAUUUCCUCACUGAGGAUUUUGAACAUUCCUAUAUUCAUGUGUAUUGAAGAACAUUGUUGUACUAUCCUUUAUGUAAAGUUCUUGUGAAAAUUUGUCUUUAUUUUUACCAAAGAUUUCCCAUAGUUUGAAGCAUUUGAAGCAAUAAAAUUUAAAAACAAAGCAUAGAGCUCUGUGAUGUUUUGAGACAACCUCUCAAAAAAAGAGGUUGCAACACUUCCGGCACCCUUUUUGUAGAAAACCCUGUGCAUGUAAGUACUUCUGCGAGGAAAAAUAAAGUUUGCUGCCUUUUAUCCAGACAAGAAAGAAUAUAUAACAAAUAUG
Molecule: messenger RNA, 3677 nt
Organism: Eptesicus fuscus (big brown bat)
Lineage: Eukaryota; Metazoa; Chordata; Mammalia; Chiroptera; Vespertilionidae
Gene: SNX25
Product: sorting nexin 25
Exons: 19
Coding region: 82-3039 (985 amino acids)
Cellular component (GO): intracellular membrane-bounded organelle; early endosome membrane
Molecular function (GO): phosphatidylinositol binding
Source: RefSeq, a predicted model, not a curated record